CUCAGCUGACCCCUUCAGGGCUGAAGAUCAUUGACAUGUCUGGACAAGGACUGACCAGUAUUCCCAUCAAUCUGAUUACAACCAAAGAUGUUGGACACCUGCUCCUGCCAUCAAACAACCUCCACUCUAUCACUCCCGAUAUUGUACGCAUGAAGAGCCUGGAGAAGCUGGAUAUCUCCAAAAAUGAGCUGGCUCUGCUGACUAACCUGACUGAGCUGAACAUCUCUGAAUGCAACCUGUCCUUUAUGCCACCGGCUAUCUUGAAGAUGACCAGCCUCAAAGUUUUGGACAUAAGCAGGAAUAAGAUUAACAUUCUAGUGCCAGAGAUUGGUCAGCUUGUGAACCUUGUCAGGCUCAAUCUGCAGCAAACAAACAUCACAUCCCUGCCCCCAGAAAUUGCUUACUGUCAAGAAAUGGAACAACUGCACCUCUGGGGCAAUGCCAUAGAGACUCUCCCAGAAACCUUGUCAGAAAUGUCGCAAUUAAAAGCGCUGGCCAUAAAUUACAGAAGCUUCUGUGGAGUGGUGGAUCCCUACAUGGAGAGCUUGCUAAAAAAAGGCCAGAUCAAGUCUGAGCAUAUUCCCAGUGUAGUGUUUGAGCUGCCAGCUCUGCAAGUUUUGGACCUGGAGAAUACCAAACUAAACACGCUUCCAGAUAUCAACAACACAGUGCUGAAAGAACUCUAUCUAUCCAAGAACUUCAUGCAGGUAUAUGGUAGAUGUAUGCUACUUUCUAACAUCCCACAAAGCAUCUACAAUCUCCACCACCUACGUAUACUGGAUAUGUCCAACAACCUUUUAACAGAAUUCCCUGAGGACAUUGGUCAUCUGAAGGGUCUUCAGAUUCUCAGGCUGGCUGCCAAUGACCUGGAGAUUAUACCUUCAACUAUAGGCAGCCUUACACAGCUUGAAGAACUGAACUUAUCUCAAAACAGAAUUCACAGGCUUCCAUCAGAAAUGAAAGGUAAACUACAGAUUAUAAACACUCUACAGGCAUUGUUCCUUGCGGGAAACAAAAUUCAGAGCCUGCCCAAUGAAAUCUGUGAACUGGUCCAACUACAUACACUAGAUCUGACAGGAAAUGAAAUCCACACUUUGCCCACAAGUCUCUACCACUUAUCAAACCUGACAGUGGCACACAGUUACCACAAACUGGAAAAGUGUGGCCUGUGGUUGCACAAGAACCCAAUAGUACAGCCACCUCCAGAAAUCUGGCGCUCUGAUAAGCCAGAUCAUCUUUUUGAAUACCUACAGAAACUGGUAACUUUCAAUACUGAGAAUUUGCAACGUCAGAAAAUUCAGUUACUGGGGGACACUCAGUGUGGAAAGACAAGUCUAGCCAGAGCUAUUACAACCAGAAAAUCUCAACUGACUAAUGGGCCUGAAGACAAGACCAGACUUUUGAAACAAACUCUCUGUAAAUCUGUCAACAAGGUGGAAUUCGUUGUCAAUGACUUUGGUGGAGAUCAUGCGUACAGACCAUUUUACAGGUGGUUUAUGGACAGGAAAGCAUUAGUUAUGCUGGUGUACAAUACAGCAACUUUAUGUGAGGACAAUUUCCAUAACUGCAUCAGUAGAUGGCUAGACAUGCUGAGUGCCAGUUGUCCUGGGGCAGUGGUGAAGUUAGUUGGAACACAAAUAGACCUACUGCAACCACAGGUAAGCAAAAAUGAGCAUAACCAAGCAAUGGAUAUUCAGCAUGAUCUCAGUUGUUCUGAAGGAUCCACAGAAACUGGUACAGACAAAGAGAGUGUGUCAGACACAGACCCACAAGACACUGCCAGAAACAAAAACAGUAACUCUGCACCUGAAGUUUUAAGCCAGGAGAAAGUUCAUGGCAUGGUGAUGAAGUACUUAUACUCUAAAGAGGUUAAAGUAGCAAAUGAAUUGAAAGCAUUAGAAAGUGACAUAGCAAAAACAAAAGCAUUGAGACAUGUUGACAAGAAUGAAGCUGAAGUGGCAUUAAGAAUGAUGCAGGUAAGAGAGAAGCAGCUAAAAGAUAUUCUGCAGAAACCACUACAGAUUCUGCCAGAAGUAAGCCAAGUUAGUGCUUCUGAAAGUCUGGAGGGGAUAUUUCAGCUCACUGAUGACCUGGAGAAGCUAGCCAUUGACAAAGAACUGUUUCCACAUGCUUGGCAACAAAUCCCCAGCCACUGGAAACGACUCCGCUUGUUGCUCAAACAGAGAAAAGGAUACUAUCUGAAAUGGCGUGAGAUUCAGCAAACAGCAGAAAUGCUUCAGAUACAAGAUGAGGAGCUGAGGAAUUGUAUUCAACAUUUGCACAACACUGCUGACAUAAUGUGGAUAAGUGAUGAUCCUGUAUUGCAGGAAAUAGUGUUCCAUAAACCAAAAAUGCUAGUAGACUUUAUAGCAUCACUAUACAGACAUGACUUUGCUGAUUUCCUAAGCUACGACAAUAAAGUGUUUCCCUGCACAAGUGGAAUGACCAGAGAGCAGUUUCAAGAGUGCUCUGACAUGUUCAACUCCACUGGAGAAAUCUCACAGCCACUUUUCAAAUGCCUUCUGUUUCCCAUCAGUGUCCCAAAAGAUGACAUUGCUAUGCUGUUGGAACUGUUCUCAUUUCUUGACAUCUGUUAUCUCGUACCUGAUGGACCAGCUGCACCUCUGUACAACCGCCCAAUGAUAGUCCUUCCCUGGUUCAACAAGAACACUGACAUUUCAUUCUUGAAAGAGUUAUGGCCCGAGAACAACGCAGAUGAAGACACAGAGCUAGCAGUUAAAUACAGCUUUCCAUUCUUCUGCCCUCCUGAAAUCUUCCCAAGCUUGUCAAUCCAGAUACAAGACAUUGUGGAUGAAAGAAUGGACUGGAAAGACCAUGUAUUUGCUAGUCGUGGUAUGCAGAUGAUGCUAAUCCACCGUUUAGAAGAAAAUGAUGACACAGUUUUAACUAUCCGGUUAAAAGGUCCAGAAUUGUCUGAGCUACAUGAAUUUAUGAGUGAAAUUGUGAAUUUAGUCAACAUUCAGAUAGUUGGGUACUCAGGGUUGUACUGGAAGUUGUCAAUCCCAACGGGUCUCAACAGUUUAAAAAAUAUCCCAUAUAGCCUUCUGAAGGUAAAAUAG
Candidula unifasciata is the source of this 3080-nucleotide messenger RNA. Lineage: Eukaryota; Metazoa; Mollusca; Gastropoda; Stylommatophora; Geomitridae. The record is from the annotation of a GenBank genome assembly.